GUGCUACAUCAGCAUCGUCAUAACGCCAGUUCCCAAACGGAUCGACACAUCGAUGUGGGCUUCUGUAGCAGGCGGUGGUUUACGAAUUCUGCGCAACUGCUGUGGGUCUCUUCCUCCUGUCUCCAUUGCUACUUCGUCUUCCUCUCUUCGCACCAAUUUUCGUGCCCUAGUUUUAAUGGACAGCCUCAAGAGCUCAUCCUCCUCUGCUUUCGCUCAUUCUGGUCGAAGUGGUGGUAGAGGAAGAGGUUUAGAGAUGAAAGAUAGCCGUGAGAGGUCGAGAGGCCGUGGCGGCGGCGGCAGCGGCGGUAAAGAUAAAAUUGACGCUUUAGGGAGACUCAUGACACGUAUAUUGCGGCACAUGGCUUCUGAGUUGAACUUGAAUAUGAGGAGUGAUGGGUAUGUCAAGGUUCAAGAUCUAUUGAAGCUGAACAUGAAAACCUUCGCAAAUAUUCCAAUAAGAUCUCACACUGUUGAUGAUGUUCGGGAGGCUGUCAGAAAGGACAAUAAGCAGCGGUUUAGCCUACUGGACGAAAAUGGAGAGAUUUUGAUACGUGCAAAUCAAGGGCACACAAUAACGACAGUAGAAACUGAAAGCUUAUUAAAACCAAUCCUUUCAGCCGAAGAAGUUCCAGUCUGUGUGCAUGGAACCUAUAAGAAAUUCUUGGAUUUAAUUUUGGAGCAUGGUCUCAAGCGCAUGAAAAGGUUGCAUGUACACUUCUCAUGUGGCUUGCCAGCAGAUGGAGAAGUAAUCAGCGGUAUGAGACGGGAUGUUAAUGUUUUGAUCUUUCUUGACGUCAGAAAAGCUCUGGAAGAGGGAAUGAAGCUUUACAUUUCAGACAACAAGGUGAUCUUGACAGAGGGUUUCGAUGGUGUUGUGCCAGUGAAGUACUUCGAAAAGAUUUUGUCAUGGCCAGAUAGACAGCCCAUACCUUUUUAGAUCUGGAAUUGAUCAGAUAUUAUUUUUUACUUUUUGGAACUUAUGGGACCCGUUUUGCUCCGAAGACAUCAUUGGUUCUUCUUUUCAUUGAAAAAUGUAAAUAUGGCACAUGUAAUGAGAUAACCUCAAUUGAGUACAAUAUUUCUAUCUAUCAAUGCUUCAAAUGAUGAGAAACUUUGUAACUCAAGUA
Molecule: messenger RNA, 1127 nt
Organism: Cornus florida
Lineage: Eukaryota; Viridiplantae; Streptophyta; Magnoliopsida; Cornales; Cornaceae
Exons: 8
Coding region: 53-937 (294 amino acids)
Biological process (GO): tRNA splicing, via endonucleolytic cleavage and ligation
Molecular function (GO): tRNA 2'-phosphotransferase activity
Source: RefSeq, a predicted model, not a curated record